AUGUUUAUGGUAGACCCGUCGCCAGUGCACCGCUUCAAAUGGUACUGUCGCAAUGAAGGAUCAUCUGUGGACCCAGACUGCACGAAAUUCACCGACGACACUCAUUUGCACAUCAAUUUAGUUCUAACCGGAGACUCACUUGAACCCCUCGUCUAUUAUGAUGUUCUUCAACUGAGUUUGUUGCACACACGUUCCUCUGUGAUUCAGUUGGCACAAUAUUUAAGAUAUAGCAGCAUAUUUUCAUCCAAGUAA
Messenger RNA from Opisthorchis viverrini, 252 nucleotides. RefSeq lists its product as hypothetical. The record is from RefSeq and is a predicted model, not a curated record. Bases 1 to 252 code for a protein of 83 amino acids. The transcript has 2 exons. NCBI's taxonomy places the organism in Eukaryota, Metazoa, Platyhelminthes, Trematoda, Opisthorchiida, Opisthorchiidae.